Molecule: messenger RNA, 945 nt
Organism: Vitis riparia (riverbank grape)
Lineage: Eukaryota; Viridiplantae; Streptophyta; Magnoliopsida; Vitales; Vitaceae
Exons: 1
Coding region: 1-945 (314 amino acids)
Source: RefSeq, a predicted model, not a curated record
AUGCGGUUUUUCUUUGGGAUGCUCAAGGAAGCUCUGAAAAUCCCCUUCAGAAACCCCAACCUCGUUGUCUUUUCCUUCCUCACAUCCCUCCCUUUGUUCACUUUCAUGCUCAUAAAUGAUUUCAUCAUUCAGCAGACCCUCAUUCAAACAGCAAAAAUCUUGACACAAACUCUUCAUCCCAACGAGUUCUUUGACUUUGAUGAGACGCCGCUGGGGCUAAUAGAAAGAGCAAUCGAGGAGGUUUCUCACAAAGUCCUCCUGGGUUUCAUUUAUCUUGGAGUCGUCCAUUUCUUAGACUUCCUCAACACAGUGGCAAUUGUGGAUUCAGCAUCAGUCAUCCACAAGGGAGAGACACCCAUGAAUCUUAUGGAUAUGUUAUGCAGACCCAUGAAAGAAAUAAGGUUUAAAGGGCCUCUGAUCACAUCCAUCUACACUUUUAUACUGGCUUCUUUCGUUUUCCUUGGUCUGAUUUCUCUGGCAACGCAUGUAUUUAUUUUCUCAAACGAGGUGUUCUUUUUUAUAUUAUUUGCGGUACUCUUUAUAGCUUUAUUAAUAAAAUCAGUGGAAUGGAGUGCUAUAUGGAACAUGAGCAUUGUGAUCUCAGUGUUGGAAGAGAAACAUGGGGAUGUAGCACUAGUGUUGUCGUCGUAUCAUAGCAGAGGUAGCAGGCAAUUUGGUUCUCUCUUCAUGCUCGUUUUCUUUGUUUGGAGCUUUGCGCUAAGAGGAUCAUGCCUCUAUAUGGGGUGGAGUGGAGGAGGAAAUGGGAUUAGAAUCACAUCUGCAUAUGUUGGCUUGGUCUGUUUGGGGAAUACAAUGAAAUGGCUGGUUUUUGUGGUUUACUUACACAACUGCAAGAACCAGAGGCUGGAGAGGGUUGACCCGGAGGUGGGAAGAGCAGCUGAAGCUGUUAAAGAAGGAUAUGAUCAAGGCAGCAGCACUAUUUAA